This is a messenger RNA of Closterium sp. NIES-67, 991 nucleotides long. The record is from the annotation of a GenBank genome assembly. NCBI's taxonomy places the organism in Eukaryota, Viridiplantae, Streptophyta, Zygnematophyceae, Desmidiales, Closteriaceae.
AGCAAUCAUCCGUUGGGGUGAGGCUAGGGUGUCUUCUGAGGGGUGGGGUUUCAGAAACUUUUGUCUCCCAGCAGCUUUUGGUAGACCUCCAUCACUCCACAACAGCUAACACACCCAUCCACCAUGGCUGCCUCCCUCGCCACCAAGGCUGCUGCCGUUCCCCAGCUCGCGGCCGCCAAGGCCUCCGUCUUCGGCGAUGCUAAGUCGCUGAACACUGUCCGGGCUGUCGCCGUCACCAGGAAGGCGUCCCCCACUGUUGCCAUGGCCGGUGCCCCUGCUUUUGUGCCCGACAUGACUCGCCGCAACAUCAUGAACCUUCUCCUCGCUGGCGCGGUCGCCGUUCCCGGCACCGCCGUUCUCGGUGGCUGGCUCUACAUGCUUGUUCCCCCCAGCUCCGGUGGCUCUGGCGGUGGUGUCGUGGCGCGUGAUGCCUUCGGCGUUGAGAUCACUGCCGAGGGCUGGUUGAAGACCCACGGCCCUGGUGACAGGACUCUCGCCGAGGGGCUGAAGGGUGACCCCACCUACCUCGUGGUGGAGAACGACGGCCAGCUCGCAGGGUAUGGUGUGAACGCCGUGUGCACCCAUCUGGGUUGCGUCGUGCCCUGGAACUCUGCUGAGAACAAGUUCAUGUGCCCAUGCCACGGUUCUCAGUACGACAACCAGGGCAAGGUUGUUCGUGGCCCUGCUCCCCUGUCUCUCGCUCUUGCCCACGUCGAUGUUACCGAUGGCAAGGUGUUCUUCAGCCAGUGGCCCGAGACCGAUUUCAGGACAGGCGAGCCUGCUUGGUGGGCAUAAACUCAUUUGAGAUGUAUGGGACCAUUUUAUUAUGAUAUAUUUCGAACAUAUGUUUAUGGUUUUAUCACGUAUAUGGGCUUUCAGAAUCUUUGUGUAGUCAAAUAAUCGGGUCACAGUUACAAUAUUCUCGAACUCGCGUGUUCUAAAGCGGAUAGUUCAGCCUUAUGUACGAGAAUGAAACCGUCGAAGAUUGAGA